CUUCACCUGGGCAACUACAUCCACACCAAAUCUCUCUCUCUCUCUCUCGCGCACACACUCACCAAAAAUGGAGUGUUCUUGGCCGGAAAACUCGCCCUCCAAGCCCAGAAAAGCCAUUGAAGAGCUAGUUCAAGGCCAUCAACUAGCAAAGCAGCUCCGGGGUCUACUCAGUAGUUGGCCGGGAGAGGAUGGGUCAGCCCCGGCGGAUGAUCUUGUUCUGAAAAUCUUGAACUCGUUCACAAACAGUCUUUCGAUAUUGAAUUCCGCCGCCGAGUCCGAUUCCGACGUUUCUCAGAUUCAGCCCAAUGCCCGAGCCAGUUCGCCGUGUAGGGAUGCUCCCAAGUCGGAAUCUUCCGGAGAAAGUUGCAGGAGUAUCUCUACGGUGAAGGAUCGGAGAGGAUGUUAUAAGAGAAGGAGGACUUCACUGACGGUAACUAAAGACACCCCUGCUCUGAUCGAUGACGGCCAUGCAUGGAGAAAAUACGGACAAAAACCGAUCCUUAAUGCGAUAUACCCAAGGCAUUACUACAGGUGUACUCAUAAAUUUGAUCAGGGAUGCCAAGCAGCCAAACAGGUGCAAAGAAUCCAAGAGGAUCCGCCGAUGUACCGGACGACAUAUAUUGGCCAUCACACUUGCAGAACUUUCCCAAAAGUUUCUGAAUUAAUCUUGAAUUCUUCUCCUACCGGCGGCUCUCCCUUUGUUCUAAGUUUCGACAACUCCUCCACAAACAAACAGAAUCACCCCUUUCUCUCAUCCUACCAACUAGUCAAGCAGGAGCACAAAGAAGAUAUCAUUCCGAGCGAUGAUAUGACCUACAACCAAUCAUCGUCCUCUGAUUAUCUUGUGUCCCCGGAUCGGACGGCAUUCGAACCAUUCUGCAGCAACAUGGCUGUCUUAUCGUCAUCGAUGGAGUCCGAUAAUGGGGAUGUUAUUUCUGGGGUUGACUUUGCCGAUGAUGAUCUGCUAUUCUCUUCUUUUUAAGGUUUAUAUAUAUGACUGUCCCUAAGGGGUAGUUCAAUUGAUUAGAAACCAUGCGUUAUGAAGCGAAGGUCACUAGUUUGAAUCCUCCCUCCCCCUCUUGUGUGGACAUGUCAAAAAAAAAAAAAAAAAAAGUACCGUUAGUUUCUUGGAACAGAGCGCUACUAGUUGGCAGCUCCAUUAGUGUAUGGACAAGAUGUAACCCUCUUUAAUUUUCUAGUGUUUACCAUUUUUGUAUA
Molecule: messenger RNA, 1218 nt
Organism: Alnus glutinosa
Lineage: Eukaryota; Viridiplantae; Streptophyta; Magnoliopsida; Fagales; Betulaceae
Product: WRKY DNA-binding transcription factor 70
Exons: 3
Coding region: 68-982 (304 amino acids)
Biological process (GO): regulation of DNA-templated transcription
Molecular function (GO): DNA-binding transcription factor activity; sequence-specific DNA binding
Source: RefSeq, a predicted model, not a curated record